GGAAAUUUGUCAGACUUCCUCGAAAACCAUGGCGUCGAUUUCGAUACCAGAAGAGCUCUCUGUCUGGACGUUGGAAUGGGUCUGCAGAAAUUGCAUCAGUGCGACGUCAUUCACGGCGACAUGAAGCUGGAAAAUGUCCUUGUUUCCCGGCAUCCCACACGAAAGUACGUCGCCAAAAUUGCGGAUUUCGGCUUCACUAUCUUCGACCUUGAAGGCAACUUACCGACUACCAAGAGGCUUGGGUACUCUGAGCCAUGGGAGGCACCUGAAUCUGCCAGCACUCUUGCGUUUCGAGAUCGACAGUCAACAGACACCUACAGCUAUGGAUUCCUGAUUUGGAAGUGCCUCUCGUACGGCCAUCAUCCAUUUGACGAAGCAGGAGGGGCGAUUUCUAAUCAGAGUCUCGAAACCAUCAAGAAGCUCAAAGCUACAGAUGGGGUCCCGGAGUAUGCUGUAAGAGCUCUCAAAGGCGUUUUGGAUAAUUCCUUGCUCUCUGCCUCUAGACAAGCCUUCCAGCAUACAGUAAGGCUCUCUCAUGCUAGGCGAAGCCUUGACAGCGCCGUGAAGUCUCUAAUGUAA
This is a messenger RNA of Fusarium oxysporum Fo47, 579 nucleotides long. Its product is annotated as kinase-like domain-containing protein. Gene Ontology annotation, biological process: protein phosphorylation. The annotation marks the transcript as partial. Lineage: Eukaryota; Fungi; Ascomycota; Sordariomycetes; Hypocreales; Nectriaceae. The transcript has a single exon. Gene Ontology annotation, molecular function: ATP binding; protein tyrosine kinase activity. The record is from RefSeq and is a predicted model, not a curated record.